Molecule: messenger RNA, 2124 nt
Organism: Malassezia japonica
Lineage: Eukaryota; Fungi; Basidiomycota; Malasseziomycetes; Malasseziales; Malasseziaceae
Gene: ERG7
Product: lanosterol synthase
Exons: 8
Coding region: 1-2124 (707 amino acids)
Biological process (GO): ergosterol biosynthetic process; triterpenoid biosynthetic process
Cellular component (GO): lipid droplet
Molecular function (GO): lanosterol synthase activity
Source: RefSeq, a predicted model, not a curated record
AUGAACGUGCACAACGAACCGCCGCCGCUGGGCACGACCGACCUGGGCCGCUGGCGCCUGCGUGUCUCGGAUGGAGGCAGGCAUGUGUGGCACUACCUCGAGACGCAGGAGGAGGCGGAUCAGUGGCCGCAGACCAUCGAGGACAAGUACUGGCUCGGCCUCGACGUGAAUCUGCCGGACCUGCCGCACGCCAAGAGCGCGCAGGAGGCGGCCGAGAACGGUAUCGCUUUCUACAGGCACCUGCAGUCGAGCGACGGCCACUUUGCGGGCGAGUACGGCGGGCCAAUGUUCCUGCUGCCCGGCCUGAUCAUCGGCAUGUACGUGACCAAGACGCCGAUUCCUGCGCCGUGGCGCAUCGAGAUUGCGCGGUACUUGUGGAAUAGGCAGGACCCCGACGAUGGGGGCUGGGGCAUCCACAUUGAGGGACACUCGACUGUAUUCGGCACCGCGCUGAACUACACGGUGCUGCGCCUGGUCGGCGUCGACGCGGACCACCCCAUGAUGGUGCGCGCACGCAGCAAGCUGUACCAGCUCGGCGGUGCGACGGCCAUUCCCAGCUGGGGCAAGCUGUGGCUCGCGAUCCUCAACGUCUACGACUGGGACGGCCUGAACCCCAUCCCCCCGGAGCUCUGGCUCUUGCCCGACUUUGUGCCGAUCCACCCGUGGCGCUGGUGGAUCCACACGCGCAUGGUGUACCUGCCGAUGGGCUUCUUGUACGGCAAGCGCUUCAAGGCCGACAUGGAUCCACUGAUUGCGUCGCUGCGGGAGGAGCUCUACCCCCAGCCCUACGACGAGAUCUACUGGCCGGACCAGCGCAACAACGUCGCAGAGGCGGACCUGUACUCGCCGCACACGCGCGUCGUCGACGCACUCUUCCAGGUGCUCGGCGUGUACGAAAAGUACCACAUGCCGUGGGUCCGCAACAAGGGUAUCCAGCUCGCCUACCAGCUGAUCGUCAAGGAGGACGAGAACACGGGGCACCAGUGCCUCGGGCCGGUGAACAAGAUGCUCAACUAUAUCAGCCGCUGGGUCGUCGAGGGGAGCGACAGCGAGGCGAUGCGCCUGCACCGCGAAAAGCUCAAGGACUUUGCGUGGAUGAGCGGCGAGGGGCUCAUGAUGACCGGCACGAACGGCUCGCAGCUCUGGGACACGUCGUUCAUCGGGCAGGCGCUCGUUGACUCGGGCCUCGUGACGCGCCCAGAGAACAAGGCGCUUGCGUCGCACAUCCUCGCGUGGCUCGACGCGUGCCAGAUCCGCGAGAAUCCGCGCCACUACCGCAGCGCGUACCGCUUCGCGACCAAGGGGGCGUGGCCGUUCAGCACGCGCGAGCAGGGCUACACGGUGAGCGACUGCACCGCCGAGGGCCUCAAAGGUGUGCUGAUGCUCCAGGAAAGCAACGCUGGCCUCGGGCACCCCGUGAACAAGCAGCGCCUGCACGACACGGUCGACCUCUUGCUCACGAUGCAGAACCCGGGCGGAGGCUACGCGAGCUACGAGACGAUCAACGGGCCAAGCAUCACCGAGUGGCUCAAUCCGGCCGAGGUCUUUGGCCGCAUCAUGGUCGAGUACGCGUAUCCGGAGUGCACGACGUCGGUCGUGACGGGCCUGCGCCUCUUUCAGAAGUACGACUCGUACCGCAGCGCCGAUAUUGACGCAACGGUCAAGGCCGCCGUCGAGUACAUCCUGCACGCCCAGCGCAACGACGGGUCGUGGUACGGCUCGUGGGCGAUCUGCUUUACCUACGCGGCCAUGUUUGCUCUCGAGAGCCUGCGCCACGCGGGCAUGACGUGCGAAAACAGCGAGCCAGUGCGCCGCGCAUGCGCAUUCCUCAUCAGCAAGCAACAGGCGGACGGCGGCUGGGGCGAGAGCUACAAGGCACCCAAGUCCCAGGUCGUGCAGACGGCCUGGGCGAUCAUCGCCCUGCUCCACGCCAACUACCCCGACCAGGCCCCGAUCAAGCGCGCAGUGCAGCUGAUCAUCGACCGCCAGCAGCCCAACGGCUCGUGGAAGCAGGAGCAGAUCGAGGGCAUUUUCAACCACAACUGCGCCAUCUCUUACCCGAACUACAAGUUCAGCUUUACAAUCUGGGCCCUCGGCAAGGCCGCCCGCGAACUCGACUGGUAG